Messenger RNA from Stegodyphus dumicola, 1519 nucleotides. RefSeq names its product queuosine 5'-phosphate N-glycosylase/hydrolase. Lineage: Eukaryota; Metazoa; Arthropoda; Arachnida; Araneae; Eresidae. The record is from RefSeq and is a predicted model, not a curated record.
GCUUUAGAAUGAAAUGGCUGCAUAGAUUUGUAAGUGUGUAGAGAAGGGAGUGAUUCUGAAUGUGAUUAUUACAAAUUCAACAUCGUAUUAAGCUUUUAGUAGAAGUUUAUAUGAGAAAGAAAAAAGUAAUAGUGUUUUAGAAUUUGCUGAAUCCGUUCUUGUAAAAAUUUAGUAACUAAUUUUGGACGCCGCACUUAUCCCACUCAAAUAUAUAACUCUUUCUUUUAGAAAAUUCUCUCUUUUUACUUAUGGCUCUGUAUCCAAGAGAAUCAGCUUCACUUAUCUCUCGUUUGUCAAAAGAUGUCACAAUUUCACAAGAUGGUGUUAAAAAAGCUGCCAAUCUGAUUAUCAAAGGUUUCCAAAGUGAUCACAUUGACUUAAAGACUUGGAAGACUCAUCCUUUGAAUCCAAAAGAUCCAAUGCUUCCAUUCACUGUUGAUUGGAUAUUUCUAGUGGACACACUGAAUUUUUCAUUUUGGUCUGAGCCUGGGAAAGAAUAUAGAAUAACUUAUCAUGGUGAAACAUAUACUGGCUAUUGGUCUUUGUGUGCUGCUGUCAACAGAGCUAUAGAGGAAGGGUAUAACAUCACUUCACCAGUGUACUAUUCCAACAUAUCCUUAGAUACUUUGCAACACAUAUUCAGAUCUGAUACAGGUACAGAGCUGCCUUUGCUAGAAGAACGGCAAAAGGUACUUAAUGAGACUGGGAAAUGCCUUGUUGAAAAAUUUGAAGCAACAUUUGUGAGGUGCUUAGCUUUAUGUGAAAAAAGUGCAGCUAAACUUCUCCAACUCAUCGUUGAAAAUUUUCCUUCAUACAGAGAUGAAGCAGAGAUUGAUGGACAUAAAGUUUCUUUUUAUAAAAGAGCACAGAUUUUGAUUGGAGAUAUUUGGGCAUGUUUUGAAGGCAAAAGUUGUGGAACAUUUGAAGAUAUUGAUACCAUAACUAUAUUUGCAGAUUACAGAAUACCUCAAGUAUUGGUAUACUUGGGUGUUUUGGAAUAUUCUGAAGAACUUUUAAAAAAGUUGAAAGAAGGUGAACUAUUAGAAAAUGGAGAUCGAUAUGAAGUAGAGAUAAGGGGUUGUACAAUAUGGGCAGUGGAGUUGAUGUGCCAGUACAUAAAAGGAAAGCAAGCUCAAGGUGAAGUGGAACAAAGUAUUUUGUUUAAUUCCAUACUUAUAGACAAUUAUUUAUGGGAUUAUCGCAGACAGCAUGCAAAAGAGAUGGAACAUAUACCAUUCCACAAAGUGCGUUGCAUUUAUUACUAAAUGCUUAUAUUAAUCAAUGAAUAAAUAUGCAAUCAAUCAAUUUACAUCAUUGAAUUAUAUUCAUAUAUUUUCUUGAUUGAUCUACAAAAUAUUUGUUUACAAAUAUUCACAUUUGUCAUGUCAUUAAUUUAUUCUGGCUACAUGCUAUUUUAUUUUUCAGUAAAAUUUUCUAUUGAUAUACAUGUACAUAAAUUUCGUAAUUACAAGGUUUUUUUUAAUAAGUAGAAUGUGAAAUAAACAAGUUCAUUAAUAAA